ACUGAAUUUAUUGCUAAUAUUGUUCAGGAAACAGUCAUUUUACAAGAAGAUGGAAAAGAUACUUCUAAAUACAAUCCCAUAAAACUUACCAUGAAACAAGGUUUGUUAAUGAACCAAGUUUUAGGAUUUUAUGCUUUAAAAAAGAGUAAAAAUGAUGAAUGUGUUCAACACUCCUUAGAGUUUAAUAAAGCUCUCAGAGCUUUUGAACCGUGGGCCUUAAAAAUGUUUGAUUCAUCAUCAAAGCUGCAGUCUGGAAUUUUAUUGGGCAAUUUAUUUGAAUUUGGAUCAUACUUACAAUGUUUAGAAAUUUUUGCCAACACCGAAAGUGGACCGAUAUUUGGAAAACAUUGCACCAUCAAAAUAACCCCCAGUAUAUCACUAAUAGAAAAAAUUGUGGAAUUCAGAAAUGUAUCCAAAAAAAGAUUUUCAAUAGUUGAAGAACUGGUUGAGAAGGCAAAAUUGAGGUGGUCAAUAUGCGUACCUCACAGUUGUCCAACUGAAGAUAUACUCGAACAUUUUGAAAAAGGAAUAAUGGAAAUGGCAACUGGAUUGGAACUGAAAGUAACUCUGGACUCAAACUAUUGCAAUACUGUUUUUGACAAACCUCAAAUGGGAAGAAUACAAUACAUCGUUCUAGCAAUUUUGGGUACGUUUGUUAUUAUUGCCUUAAUAACAGCAUACCUAGACUACACAUCGGUAGACGUAGAAAAACAUUCGUUCAUUAAAACGUUCUCCGCAUACUCGAACUACAAAAGGAUCAUCAGUAAAGGAAUAAUACAGCCCGAAUUCAAUUUUAUCCAUGGUCUACGAUUUUUGAGUACCUGCUAUGUAAUUUUGGGCCACAGAUACAUUAUGUUCAUGAUUGAUCCCACUAUCAACAGCUUAAGUGUCUUGGAUUGGAUUUUGGAGUACCCCAGCUCCUUGAUCCUCGGCAGUACCGUCAGCGUGGACUCCUUUUUCAUGAUAAGCGGAAUGUUGUUGGGCAUGGGAUUCUUCGACCAAGUAACUAAAACCGGCCAAUUUAACCUGUGGCUCUUUUACAUUCACAGAUACUUAAGGAUUACGUCGCCUCUAGCCAUUUCGGUGCUGAUUUGGUGCACCCUGGUUCAGUUUUUAGGUGACGGGACGCUCAUGUAUGAUGUUUACGUAAAUCACCAGCAGAAUUGUCAGUUAUUUUGGUGGUCCACGUUGCUACACGUACAGAGCUACAUUAAUCCGGGACUCUGGUGUAACUAUCCGACUUGGUACUUGUCGUGUGAGAUGCCGUUUUAUUAUUUUUCCCCAAUUUUGCUGUAUCCUUUAUGGAAGUGGCCAGUUUUGGGAGUAAUUAACUGUGUGGUGUUUUACUGGAUAUUUUUUGCAGUGGGCUUCUAUUUGGCUUGGGCCAAUGAGUAUUCAGGAGAUAUGUUACCCAUAACAGACCAUUUAUUGGUGACAGACUACUUCAAGUAUUAUUACACUCAACCUCACGUCCGAAUUCCACCCUACAUCAUAGGAAUUGGUCUGGGAUACUUUAUAUUUAAAACCAAGGGUGUAAAAAUUGAAAUCUCAAAACCACUUAAUUUAUGUUUGUGGACUGCCUCUCUUGUAAUUAUGAUUGCAACGAUUUUGGGCAGUAGAGUGUUUCAGCUUGAAAGUCACGUCUACAAUGUUUGGGAAUCUGCAAGUUACUUAACCUUUGCAAGAUCUGCCUGGACGGUUUGUUUAGCUUGGGUUGUUUGGGCAUGUUUGAAUGGAUAUGGGGGAAUUGUAGAACAUUUUCUGUCUUCACACAUGUUUAGAAUAUUUAGCAGAAUAUCUUAUUCAAUGUUUCUGUUUCACACAAUUAUUCAAUUAUCCAUGGGUGGAAAUAUGAAAGUGUCAACCUAUUUUUCCAAUUUUAAUGCAGUUUAUUAUGCAGUUGCUGAUAUCACCAUCGUAUCAAUAUUUGGGUUUCUAUUCACCAUAUUUUUCGAAAUCCCCAUGAACUCAGCUGCAUCGAUGAUGUUUAAUCCGAAAAGGGCCAAAAAAUCUGUAAAACCAAUGCCCAUCAAUAAAUAAAAAAGUGAGUUCACACCAAUGUAAUAUUUAGUCCAGAAAAUAUUUUCUGUAGUUCCUUUGAAUAAAGAUAGCGAAGCAUA
Molecule: messenger RNA, 2120 nt
Organism: Aethina tumida (small hive beetle)
Lineage: Eukaryota; Metazoa; Arthropoda; Insecta; Coleoptera; Nitidulidae
Product: nose resistant to fluoxetine protein 6-like
Exons: 10
Coding region: 91-2040 (649 amino acids)
Molecular function (GO): acyltransferase activity, transferring groups other than amino-acyl groups
Source: RefSeq, a predicted model, not a curated record